Molecule: messenger RNA, 624 nt
Organism: Prorocentrum cordatum
Lineage: Eukaryota; Dinophyceae; Prorocentrales; Prorocentraceae
Source: the annotation of a GenBank genome assembly
GAUCGCGACGGGAAGCCGUUCACGAACAAAGGUUUCCGCACGUCGUGCUUCCAGUGCAACCUGGCCAAGGGCGUGAUUUUCUUGGCGAAAGUCGCGUCGCCCUCUCGCUCGACUUCUGCUGGUGCCCGGGCGGCCGCUUUGCGGGAGCGGGAGCUCAAGGUCAAAGAGGCCGAGCUCCAGAGGCGCGAGGCGGCCGUGGAGAAUGCCGAGGCGCUCGCUGCGGGGUCGGCCGACGCGUGCACGGCACCUCCGCAAGGCCAGGCCAUGGAGGACUCCCCUGCGAUCGAGGCCCUGCGCGCGGAGAAGCGCGCCCAGCCCCAGAGCUCGCAGGCCGCCAAGCGUGUCGCAAAGCCCUAUCACGUCAGGGUCCGAAAACUGGACGAGCAGAUGAAGCGGAAGGAUAAGAUGGUGGAGCGGCUGGAGUCGGUCGACAUGCCAGCGGCUGAGAAGAAGGUCGCGUCGUUGCGGACCGAUUGCGACACGGCCAGGCAGGAGCGCGCGGAGUUGCAAAAGCAGCGGAACGCGCUGGCCCUGGUCUCGGUGUUUUGUGCCCUGCCCAAGGCAGGCGCCUCCGCGCUGGACCGUGCAACAGCCUUCCGCACCCUGGCCGAGCCUCUCCAGUGA